AUGGAGAACAGCACAGCCUACCUCCACUUCAACCUCACUAUGUUCAUGAAGCUGGGACACUACCGCUACGCAGCCUUCGUUUUCUGCCUCGUGCUCUACAGCUUCAUUGUGUUUGCGAAUGUCGUCAUCAUUCUGGUGAUUCUCCGGGAGAACACCUUACACCAGCCCAUGUAUAUCUUCAUCACGUUUCUAUCGCUGAACUCUCUGUAUGGAUCUGCUGGUUUCUUCCCCAGAUUCCUCAUGGAUCUCCUCUCAGACACUCAUUUGAUCUCACGCCCGGCUUGUUUCACUCAGAUCUACAUCAUUUACACCUACGCCCCCUAUGAACUCACCAUCCUGAGCAUCAUGGCGUAUGACAGAUACGUCGCCGUGUGCCACCCUCUGCAUUAUCACAGGAAGAUGGACCGUAAAACUGUUUCUGUUCUGACAUUCGUUGCGUUGGUCUCUCCAGCCUGUUACCUUGUAAUCACUCUUGAUGCUGGGAUCAGAGUCCCGUUAUGUGGCAACAAAAUACACAAGCUGUAUUGCGCGACCUGGAACAUAGUGAAACUCUCAUGCGAUUCCUCUGUGGUUAACAGUAUCGCUGCGACGCUCGGGGCCAUUGUUAUCGCCUUCGUUCCCUUCAGCUUCAUUUUUUACACCUACCUUCGAAUUGUGCUCGCUUGUUGGAAAAACUCAUCAGAGGUGAGAGGAAAAGUGUUGCAGAGCUGUGUUCCUCAUGUAAUUUCAUUUGCCAUUUAUUCCUUGACCUCAUUUAGUGAUACAGCUCUAAGCAGACAGAACCUUAAAGAGGUGAAUCCAUAUGUGGCCAUCAUUCUGUCGCUGGAGUUUAUUGUCCUUCCUCCGGUUUUGAACCCGCUUGUGUAUGGCCUCAAACUCCCAGAGAUCAGAAGAAACAUUUUGAGGUUGUUAAAGCUUAAAAGGAAAUCAUGUCGAAUAUUUCAGGAGCCCAAACAUGUCCACUGA
Molecule: messenger RNA, 966 nt
Organism: Salarias fasciatus (jewelled blenny)
Lineage: Eukaryota; Metazoa; Chordata; Actinopteri; Blenniiformes; Blenniidae
Product: olfactory receptor 10A3-like
Exons: 1
Coding region: 1-966 (321 amino acids)
Biological process (GO): detection of chemical stimulus involved in sensory perception of smell; G protein-coupled receptor signaling pathway
Cellular component (GO): membrane
Molecular function (GO): G protein-coupled receptor activity; olfactory receptor activity; odorant binding
Source: RefSeq, a predicted model, not a curated record